AUGUCCUCGUGCGGAGCGAGACCAGCGGGACCUGCGGGUAACAAAGGCUAUUCCCCGUGCCGACGGGUGGACCGACCAUCAUUUCGUCAUCUCCAAGAUGUGGAUUCGCCUACAGCCUCACAGGAAACCUCAGGGUAAGCGGAACCCAGGUAGGCAGAAUGUCGUUUUGUUAUCUUUGUCUGCCCACCAUCUCUAUUUCGGCAGUGAGCUAUCUCAACGGCUAGCCAGCCCUCUAGUCGCUGCCGCCGUCGCGGCCGCCACUGCCGCCGUCGCUGAUGAGAAUGCCUCCGUGGAGAACCGAUGGUGUCAACUGCAGGGCACAGUCCAAUCGACGGCCCUGACCGUCCUUGGUCACACACGACGUCAACAUCAGGACUGGUUCGAUGACAAGGAUGCUGACAUCAGCAACCUGCGCUCUGAGAAGAACCGCCUGCACAAAGCCUACGACAAUCGCCCCACCGACGCUAGCAAAGCAGCUUUCUACCGUAGUCGCCGCCUUGUGCAACAGCGGCUGCGGGAGAUGCAGGGCGUUUGGAUGGCUCCAAGGUCGAGGAGAUCCGAGGUUACAGGGACCGCAACGAAUGGAAGAAUGUCUUCUCCGUGAUCAAGGCUGUUCACGUUCCGCAAACCAAAGCAACUGCUCCUCUUCUCAGUGCCGACAGAAGUACCCUACUCAUCAAGAAGACACAAAUUCUUCAGCAGUGGGCCGAGCACUUCAGAGCCGUCCUCAACUGUCUCUCUACCAUCUCCAACAUCGCCAUCAUCUGUCUGUCUCUAGUGGAGACCGACGACGACCUUGACGGCUCGCCCUCUCUUCACGAAACCAUCAGGGCCGGGCAGUAG
Spirometra erinaceieuropaei is the source of this 843-nucleotide messenger RNA. The record is from the annotation of a GenBank genome assembly. Lineage: Eukaryota; Metazoa; Platyhelminthes; Cestoda; Diphyllobothriidea; Diphyllobothriidae.